Molecule: messenger RNA, 1548 nt
Organism: Ustilaginoidea virens
Lineage: Eukaryota; Fungi; Ascomycota; Sordariomycetes; Hypocreales; Clavicipitaceae
Exons: 4
Coding region: 1-1548 (515 amino acids)
Molecular function (GO): monooxygenase activity; iron ion binding; heme binding
Source: RefSeq, a predicted model, not a curated record
AUGGCCUACCAAAUACUUUGCAUCGCCGUCGUGGCUGCCAUCUACGCCCUCAUCAGGUUUCUCAAUGCCACGGAUAUACCCAAGAUCAAGGGUCUUCCCGAGGUUCCUGGAGUCCCCAUCUUUGGAAACUUGAUCGGACUGGGCAACAACCACGCGAGAGUGGCACAAAGGUGGGCAAAGAAAUACGGUCCGGUCUUCCAGACCAGACUGGGCACCCGCCGCGUCGUAUUUGUAAACUCAUACGACUCGGUCCGCCAUUUCUGGAUCACACACCAAUCCUCCCUCAUCUCCCGUCCCGUAUUCCACACCUUUCACUCAGUGCUCUCAACAUCCCAAGGCUUCACAAUCGGCACCUCUCCCUGGGACGAAUCCUGCAAGCGCCGCCGCAAGGCCGCCGCCACUGCCCUCAACAGGCCGGCCGUACAAUCCUACAUGCCUAUUCUCGACCUUGAGUCUACCGUCAGCAUCAAGGAACUCUUCGAGGCUUGCAAGGGCGGCACGCAGCCCGUCGAUCCAAACCCCUAUUUCCAGCGCCUCGCGCUAAAUACCUCGCUUACCUUGAACUAUGGGUAUCGAAUUGCAUCGCUGAACGACGAGCUUUUCCAGGAAAUCACCCAUGUGGAGAGGGAGAUUUCCAAUCUCCGAUCCACGAGCAACAAUUGGCAGGAUUACGUGCCGCUUCUGAGACUAUGGGGCAAGCAGAACGCUGUGGCGAAGGAGAACCGCCUUAGGAGAGACAAGUAUCUCAAGGAAAUGUUGGACCAUCUAAAGGCUAACAUUGAAAACGGCACGGAUAGGCCUUGCAUUACUGGGAAUAUCUUGAAGGAUCCCGAAGCCAAGUUGAAUGCUGACGAAAUCAACUCCAUCUGUCUAACCAUGGUGUCUGCCGGCCUCGACACCAUCCCCGGCAACCUCAUCAUGGGCAUGGCGUACCUCUCUACCGAAGAAGGACAAGCUGUUCAGGCCAAAGCCCUCGAGGCAAUUGAAGACGUCUAUCCCGAUGGUGACGCAUGGGAGAAAUGCCUUGUAGAAGAGAAAGUGCCGUACAUUACGGCCCUGGUCAAGGAAGUCCUUCGAUACUGGACCGUUCUUCCCAUCUGUCUGCCUCGCACUAGUGUUUGCGACAUUCCAUACAGAGAUGCCGUGGUUCCAGCGGGGACCACCUUUUUCAUGAAUGCAUACGCAGCAGACUACGACCCGGAACGGUUCAAGAUGCCCGAACGCUUCGUCCCAGAGCGCUACAUGGACGACAACGAGAUCGGAUCACAGCACUACGCCUUCGGAGCUGGAUCACGAAUGUGCAUUGGAUCCCACCUGGGCAGCAGGCAACUGUACACGGCAUACGUCCGGCUGAUUACGGCGUUUGAAAUGUUUCCCUCGAAGAAUCGUGACGACACCCCGUGCAUGGAUUGUCUCGACUGCUCCGCGAACCCCACUUCGAUGACGCUGGACCCGAAGCCGUUCAAGGUUGGGAUCAGGGCUCGAUGCGAGGAGAAGUUGAGGCAGUGGAUUGCGGAAGCAGAGGAGAGGACCGAGCACUUGAGGUGA